ACUGCCGAGCGUAGAAUAACACGAGCAACACGUCAAUGUGGAGGAGUUGGGUAGCGAAAUAAGACAAGAAGAAAAGAGGGACGCGUCGAAUUCGUGCCGGAGCGCCUGAGCUAACAAGCUAAGAUGUUAACAACGCGCCGCCUUCUAUUCAUUCAAACUGCCCGAGUUCUGCUGCUUACAGGUUUUACUUCAUAGGCCCGACAAGAGGAGAAUAGCAUUUCAUGUCGAGUCACGAUGUUCCUUAGGUUUGCGAGGAAUAUUAAGCGGGAACGUAAAUCCUUGAGUAACGCGCAUGAUACUCUUACAUCCCCAGAAAGCAUCCACAAGCUGAAGGAGAAAGCCAAGAAAAGGAAAGGACGAGGGUUCGGCUCUGAUGAAGGCGCCAGGUCACGCAUGAAAGAAGAUUACGACACUGUGGAGCAAGAUGGGGACGAGCCGGGUCCCCAGCGAUCUGUGGAGGGUUGGAUCCUGUUUGUGACGGGUGUACACGAGGAGGCCACUGAGGAGGACAUCCAUGACAAGUUCUCUGAGUUUGGCGAGAUCAAGAACCUGCACCUCAACCUGGAUCGGAGGACAGGAUACCUUAAGGGUUACGCUCUGGUGGAGUACGAGACCUACAAAGAGGCACAGGCUGCCAUGGAGGGCCUCAACGGCCAGGACAUGAUGGGCCAGCCCAUUAGCGUGGACUGGGGCUUUGUCCGCGGACCCCCCAAGAACAGACGCAGGACUGGCGGACGACGACGCAGCAGGAGUCCCGAGAGGCGACGGCGUUAAA
This is a messenger RNA of Syngnathus acus (greater pipefish), 775 nucleotides long. It is a transcript of the gene rbm8a, whose product is annotated as RNA binding motif protein 8A. The transcript has 6 exons. Bases 235 to 774 code for a protein of 179 amino acids. Lineage: Eukaryota; Metazoa; Chordata; Actinopteri; Syngnathiformes; Syngnathidae. The record is from RefSeq and is a predicted model, not a curated record. Gene Ontology annotation, cellular component: exon-exon junction complex; nucleus; cytoplasm. Gene Ontology annotation, molecular function: mRNA binding. Gene Ontology annotation, biological process: RNA splicing.